Molecule: messenger RNA, 2255 nt
Organism: Phragmites australis (common reed)
Lineage: Eukaryota; Viridiplantae; Streptophyta; Magnoliopsida; Poales; Poaceae
Product: cysteine-rich receptor-like protein kinase 10
Exons: 7
Coding region: 30-2045 (671 amino acids)
Biological process (GO): protein phosphorylation
Molecular function (GO): protein kinase activity; ATP binding
Source: RefSeq, a predicted model, not a curated record
CUGCUCCUCCUCACAAUCACGGCACGGCGAUGACGAUGACCUUGCGACGCCAUCUUACACUUUCCUACUGCCUCGCUGCCUCUGCCGCCGCCCUCCUCCUCGUCUUCCCCCACGCGCCGCUAGCCGCCGCGCAACCGCUGCCGUGGCAGCUGUGCAACGACACCGCCGGAAAUUACACCGAGAACAGCGCCUACCAAGCCAACAUCCGUCGCCUCGCUACCGCUUUCCCGGAUAACGUGUCCUCGUCCUCCCCCCCGGCUCUCUUCGCCACCGGCGCCGCAGGCACGGAGCCGGACGUUGUCUACGCCCUUGCGUUCUGCCGCGGGGAUGCCGAACCCUCAGUGUGCGCGAGCUGCGUUAACAUGGCGUUCCAGUGGGCGCAGCAGCUCUGCGCACUCAACAAGGGCGCCACCCUGUACAACGAGCUAUGCACCCUCCGCUACGCCGACUGGGACUUCCUGAUCAACACCACCGACAACAGGGGGAGAUACAUCGCCUGGAGCUAUGAAAACGUCAGCGCGACGACGGCGGCGGCGUUCGAUGCUGCCUCCGGCCGGCUCGUCAACGCCACUGCUGACUACGCAGCGACGGACGCAGUCAGCCAUUUCGGCACAGGGGAAGCAGGUUUCGACGAGACUUAUCCCAUGAUUUACUCGCUGGCGCAGUGCACGCCGGACAUGACGGCGGCCGACUGCCGGACAUGCCUCGGAGACAUUAUUAGGAGGACGAGACCCAAGUAUUUCGCCUGGAAGAAAGGCGGGAGAGUUAUGGGGGUGCGGUGCGUCUUCCGGUUUGAGACAUAUCCUUUCUUCAUUGGUCGCCCGCUGCUGCAACUCCCGGGUCCGCCCGGGCCGCCGCCAGCCAACAUGGCCCCACCGGCGACCGGCCGAGGACGGGUCUUGGCCAUUGCAGUGCCUUUAGCUGCUGCAAUAUUAGCUCUCACUGUGGCAUGCUUUUGUUUUUCGAGUAGGAGAAUACAAGCAAGGAAGACCUCAAGGAUACCAUAUUCCACUCAUCCAGAUGGCAUUCAAAGCAUCGAUUCGCUCCUUCUUGACCUAUCGACGUUACGGGCAGCAACGGAUAACUUCGCUGAAAGCAAUAAGCUUGGCGAAGGAGGGUUUGGUGCGGUUUAUAAGGGGGCACUUUCUGAAGGUCAUGAAAUAGCCGUGAAGAGGCUCUCACUUGGCUCCAAACAAGGGGUAGAAGAGCUGAAAACUGAGCUAGUAUUAGUUGCCAAGCUUCAACACAAUAAUCUUGUGAGGCUCGUUGGCGUCUGCUUGGAAGAAGAAGAGAAACUGCUAGUGUAUGAAUACAUGCCAAAUAGGAGCCUCGACACUGUUCUUUUUGAUUCUCAGAAAAGCAAAGAGCUGGAUUGGGAGAAGAGACUCAGGAUUGUAAACGGAGUUGCUCGAGGCUUGCAAUAUCUCCAUGAAGAGUCGCGACUGAAGAUAGUUCAUCGAGACCUCAAACCAAGCAAUGUGCUACUCGACUUUGAUUACAACCCGAAGAUCUCUGACUUCGGCUUAGCAAAACUCGUCGACAGGGAUCAAACCCAAGGUGUCACUUGUCACAUUGCUGGAACAUAUGGAUACAUGGCACCAGAAUACGCGAUGCGUGGGCGGUAUUCAGUCAAGUCCGACGUGUUCAGUCUUGGUGUUUUGAUCUUAGAGAUUGUCACAGGGAAGAAAAACAGUAGUUUCGCUAACUCAGAAGAAUCUGUUGGUCUCUUGAGUCUUGUAUGGGAGCACUGGACCACGGGAACAAUUGAAGAGAUGCUGGAUCGGUUCCUGGGCCGCCAAGCUCCCCAAGACCAGAUGUUGAAGCUUGUCAACAUUGGGCUACUGUGCGUUCAAGACAACCCUGCAAAUAGGCCGACGAUGUCGUCAGUAAACAUCAUGCUUAGCAGCAACACCGCCUCCCUCCAGGCACCAUCAAGGCCAACAUUUUAUUCGGAUGCGUAUCCCAGGGCGUUUCAGUCCACUAGCAAAUCGAAGGCAAUAAUGUCGCCGAAUGAGGCGUCGCUCACAGAGCUCGAACCAAGAUGAGCAUGAGCCUUCGAAGGAACCACGCAAUCAUCGUUUGCCGUUCUUGAUAAAUAAAUCUUCCGGUGGACGGAGAAAUCCUACCCGAUGCAUUCGUGCCUUUAAAAUUUGUGUUAUAUUACGAAGAAAUUGUGAAGUGGAAUUGCACAGCUAGUACGUAUAUUGUCCAAAAUGAUUCAAGCUGUGAGUUGUCUCCACUUUCUGAAAAAGAAA